Molecule: messenger RNA, 1056 nt
Organism: Didymodactylos carnosus
Lineage: Eukaryota; Metazoa; Rotifera; Eurotatoria; Philodinida; Philodinidae
Source: the annotation of a GenBank genome assembly
AUGAUGCACCAAGCGGUUUUUCCAUUAAUUGUUGGUCGUCCACGUCAUCAGCGUGUAAUGGUUGGAAUGGGUCAAAAAGACUCAUACGUCAGUGAUAAAGCGCAGUCGAAACGUGGUAUUCUAACGUUGAAAUAUCCAAUUGAACACGGAAUUGUUACUAACUGGGAUGAUAUGGAAAAAAUUUGGCAUCACACUUUUUAUAAUGAAUUACGUGUGGCACCUGAAGAACAUCCCGUUCUGUUAACAGAAGCACCGUUGAAUCCGAAAGCAAAUUGUGAAAAAAUGACACAAAUUAUGUUUGAAACAUUCAGUACACCUGCCAUGUACGUUGCCACUCAAGCUGUUUUAUCUUUGUAUGCAAGUGGUCGAACAACCGGUAUUGUGAUGGAUAGUGGUGACGGUGUGACACAUACAGUUCCAAUUUACGAAAGUUAUGCAUUGCCACAUGCCAUUCUUCGCCUGGAAUUGGCUGGUCGUGAUUUGACCGAUUAUUUGAUGAAAAUCUUAACUGAACGUGGCUAUUCAUUUGUAACAACAGCUGAGCGGGAAAUUGUACGUGAUAUCAAAGGAAAAUUGUGCUAUGUUGCAUUAGAUUUUGACCAAGAAAUGGGUACUGCAGCAUCGUCAUCUUCGUUAGAAAAGUCCUAUGAAUUAUCAGGCGGACAAGUAAUUACAAUCGGAAAUGAACGAUUUCGUUGUUCAGAAGCCGUGUUUCAACCAUCAUUUUUAGGCAUGGAAACAGCUGGUACAACAAUGUAUCCAGGCAUCGCUGAUCGAAUGCAAAAAGAAAUAACAUCCUUGGCACCAUCAGCAAUGAAAAUAAAAAUCAUCGCACCACCCGAACGAAAAUAUUCUGUAUGGAUUGGUGGAAGUAUCUUAGCAUCAUUAUCAACAUUUCAGCAAAUGUGGAUUUCAAAACAAGAAUAUGAUGAAAGUGGACCGACUGUGAAUGUAGCCACGACUCUACUCUAUCUACAAUAUGAAUUUCGUGAGUUGGGAGUUAGUAGUCAGUUAAAUACAGUUAUUUUACGGGCAAGGUUCGCGGUUUUUUGUUGA